AGUCGCUCAUCCUUCACCAGCAGGAGACCAUGUUGACAAUCACCAAUAUUACUUGGCUGGACCUACUAUGCCUUACCGGUGUUACAGCCGGAGUCUAUCUGGUAAAGCAGGUAGUCAUCAAAAAGAAUCCUGCACCUUAUCCACCUGGUCCCCGGAGGUGGCCUCUCAUUGGCAAUAUUUUAGAUAUGCCUCGCAUCAAGCCCUGGGUCACAUUCACUGAGUGGGGUCAGAAAUAUGGUGAUAUCACGCAUAUCGAGAUUCUGGGUCAGCACAUCAUUGUGCUAAACUCUGUCAAGACUGCAAUGGAUAUGAUGGACAGUAAAAGUACUGUUUACUCUGACCGUCCUGUUAUUCCUAUGACCGGCGAACUCGUUGGCUGGAAGACCUCUUUGCCUUUACAGCCUUAUGGUGAUCGUUUCCGCAUGUUCCGCAGACACUUCCAUAAAGUCAUGGGUACCUGCGCCGCAGUGGACAUAUACAACGUGAUCAAGGAGGUCGAGACUCAUCGAUUCCUGAAGCGUGUGCUUGCGAAACCCGACCAACUGCAGGAACAUGUCCGACGCACCGUUGGCGCUGUCAUUCUGCGCAUCUCUCAUGGUUAUGAAGUUCAAAAGAACAAUGAUCCCUUCGUCAACCUUGCAAAUCGCGUUACAACCCAAGCCUCGCAGGGAUCGGCUCCUGGUGCCUUUAUGGUCGAUAUUUUACCAUUCUUGGCAAAGGUCCCCGCGUGGUUCCCCGGUGCUGGCUUCAAGCGCAUAGCACAUGAAUGGCGCGGGACCCUCGAAGAGAUGGUCUCUGCACCCCACAAGUUCGUCAAGGACCAGAUGGUUGCUGGCAUCGCCCCCGUGUCUUUUACCUCGAACCUCUUGGAAGGCAGUGAUGUGUCUGCGGAAGAGGAACAUGUCGUGAAAUGGUCUGCUUUGUCCCUAUGCGCCAGCGGUACUGACACGACUGUUUCUGCAAUAUACUCGCUUUUUCUAGCUAUGACACUUUUCCCUGAUGUGCAGAAGAAAGCUCAGGCUGAAAUAGAUGCAGUUGUCGGUCCUGACCGUUUUCCCACCUUUGCUGACCGCGACUCUCUCCCCUAUACUGACGCCCUUGUCAAAGAAAUCCUUCGUUGGCACGUUGUCGCUCCUACAGGUUUCCCCCACCGUGUAACUGAAGACGAUAUCCAUGACGGGUACUAUAUUCCAAAAGGCUCCAUAGUCUUACCUAACAUUUGGUUCAUGCUCAACGAUCCACGGACAUAUGCUAACCCCUCACAAUUCAAUCCUGAACGCUUCUUGGCUAAGGAUGGAAAGAAACCCGAGACGGAGCCUCGCACAGCCUGCUUCGGAUUCGGUAGACGUAUUUGUCCAGGUCUCCACCUCGCCGAUGCCUUCAUCUGGAUAUCUACUGUAAUGUCACUGGCCGUGUUUGACAUUUCAAAGGUUGUCGAGCAUGGCGUUGAGAUUACACCUGAAGUCGAUCCAUCAUCAGGUACAUCCAGCCACCCUAAACCCUUCAAGUGUUCUAUCAAGCCUCGUUCUGCAAUUGCCCUCGAACUCAUUGAGCAAGAUGCUAAACUAAGUGCAUGA
Messenger RNA from Suillus discolor, 1577 nucleotides. RefSeq names its product cytochrome P450. Bases 30 to 1577 code for a protein of 515 amino acids. NCBI's taxonomy places the organism in Eukaryota, Fungi, Basidiomycota, Agaricomycetes, Boletales, Suillaceae. Gene Ontology annotation, molecular function: heme binding; monooxygenase activity; iron ion binding. The transcript has 11 exons. The record is from RefSeq and is a predicted model, not a curated record.